AACACUUGUCGUUGGAAAAGAAGACUUCUGCACCUUCAGAGUCAUGACAUUGACAAUGGAAGUUCUGUGUUGGAUGUUGACGCUCGUUGGAGCAUCUACACUUGUUACAGGGUUUAGCACUAUGGCUACAACUGGAUCCCACCGAGAUAAAGCUUGUAACCCUCGAAUGGGAAAUUUAGCUAUUGGCCGGCACCUAUGGACAGAUACCACUUGUGGCAUUAAUGGUACAGAACUGUAUUGUAUGUAUAAUCAGAAUCUACAUGGAACUUGCUCAGAGCCAAAAUGUGACAAGUGCAAUGCUGUUGUGCCCCGAUUCUCACACUCUGCCUCUGCAAUGGCAGACUCCACUUUUAAAAUGCCACGCACUUGGUGGCAGUCAGCCAGGGACACGCAGAGGGAAAUCAUACAACUGAAUCUGGAAUCUUCCUUUUAUUUUACUCAUCUGAUCAUGGUGUUCAAGUCCCCUAGACCUGCAGCUAUGAUUCUGGAGAGGUCCCAGGACUUUGGCCUCACAUGGCGUCCAUAUAAAUACUUUGCUACAAACUGUACAACAACCUUUCAAAUGGAGGAUGAUGUUCAUGAGAAAGAAUCUCUUUGUACAUCACGAUAUUCACAUGUUCUUCCAUGCAGUGGAGGGGAGGUUAUUUUCCGAGCUAUGCCACCUUACUAUUCAGCGAUGGAUCCUUACAGUUUAGAAGCACAAGACAAACUGAAGAUCACUAAUCUCCGUGUUCAGCUUCUGAAGCAACAGCUGUGUCCCUGCCACAACAAGGACUCAGACAUCAAACCGCAGUCUUUAGCCCACUAUGCUGUUUAUGACUUUAUAGUUAAGGGAAGCUGCUUUUGCAAUGGACACGCAGAUCAUUGCGUUCCAACUGAUGGAUUUCGACAAGUCCGGACAACCAGCAAACUCCAGGUGGUCCAUGGGCGAUGUAUCUGCAAGCAUCACACAACAGGUCCUCACUGUGAGCUGUGUGGUCUCCUUUAUAAUGACCAGCCUUGGAAAGCAGCAAAUGGAAAAACAGGGGAGCCUAACAUGUGCAGAAAGUGUAAAUGCAAUGAGCAUGCUGACAGUUGCCACUUUGACUUUGAUGUAUGGCUGGCAUCAGGGAACCGUAGUGGAGGAGUUUGUGAUAACUGCCAGCAUAAUACUGAAGGUAUUAACUGCCAGAGAUGCAAGCCUGGUUUCUUCCGUGACUGGAAUGUACAAUUUUCUGCCCAAGAGGCCUGCAAAGCAUGUUCCUGUCACCCAGUUGGUUCAGCAAAGCUUCCCUCUACCACCUUUACAACCUGUGAUCUUCAGAAUGGAGACUGUCCUUGCAAACCUGGUGUAGCCGGGCCUAGCUGUGACCGAUGUAUGGUGGGAUACUGGGGGUUUGGUGACUAUGGCUGCAGACCAUGUGAUUGUGCUGGAAAUUGUGAUCCCUUUACAGGAGACUGUAUGAACAACAUGGAAAUAGACUGGUAUCGUGAAAUUCCUGAAUACCUCUCUGUGUUUAAUGAGAGUGGACAGGCCUGGGAAUGGGAAGAUGAACAGGGAUUUUCAGCCCUUCGUCACUCAGGAAAAUGUCAAUGCAAGGAGCAAGCAUUAGGAAACCCAAAAGUGUUCUGUGGAAUGAAAUACUCCUAUGUGCUGAAAAUAAAGAUACUCUCAGCCCAUGAUAGGGGGUCUCAUGCUGAAGUGAAUGUGAAGAUUAAAAAGGUUUUGAAAAUGACCAAGUUAAAGAUCCUAAAAGGAAAGAGGACUCUGUAUCCAGAAUCAUGGACAAACCGUGGCUGCACUUGUCCUAUCCUAAACCCAGGUCUGGAAUACCUGGUUGCAGGAUAUGAAGAUGUCCGCACUGGUCGUCUCAUUGUCAAUAUGAAAAGUUUUGUCCAUCCAUGGAAACCUGCCCUAGGCAAGAAAGUAAUGGAGAUUCUUAAAAAUUAUUGCAUAUGAGGAGAGAAAACAGAGCACUAAAAACAGGAAAUUAAAGGAGCCAUCUGGAGGUCAAAGUUGAAAUAUUACAGUGGACAGGGGGGAGACUGCAAAGCACAUAAAAAAAGGUCAAGCACUUGUGAUGAUAUAAUUCUUCAUCUGGCUAUUUUACAAGACAUAUACAUUCGCUUUGCUGCCAGAUAGAACUUCUUAAGGACGAUUCACCUCCACUUUGUCACAGUGUUUCGAUGGUGUUGUGAUGAUAUAAAACAAUAUGUGUCAUAUGGCCACUUGUGCAAGGUGAAUUCUCUACUGUCAAUUUAUAUUACUGAAGGUACAAGAGAACAAAAAUACAGACUUUUGACAUUCAGGAAGUGUUGCAAAUAGCCUCCUUGAAAUGUGGCCAAGGCCACCUGAUGGAUUCUUCAUAGGAGUAAUUGAAAUAUCCAGCAGGAGAUGGGGGUGGAGCUAGGAUACUCCCCACAAGAACCUCCUUAAAUUGUAAAUAUUAUGUUCUACAAAGCACUUUACUAAUUGUUCAUGCCUAUUGCAAACAUUUCCUUUUUGCUUUUCUAUUUUUUAAACAGGACAAUGGGGUUUAGUAAGCUUUAGAACUGAACCCACACUAUAGACACCUUAAAAUGACUGUAUUUUACGUGUUUUUAUAUUAUUUGUUGUCUUCAAAAGAUUUAUUUAUGAUGAAAAGCCAUUUCAUGAUACAAGACAUACAAUUAAAAAUGUGGAUCUUUA
This is a messenger RNA of Nanorana parkeri, 2668 nucleotides long. RefSeq names its product netrin 4 (gene NTN4). Bases 44 to 1939 code for a protein of 631 amino acids. NCBI's taxonomy places the organism in Eukaryota, Metazoa, Chordata, Amphibia, Anura, Dicroglossidae. The transcript is spliced from 10 exons. Gene Ontology annotation, biological process: substrate adhesion-dependent cell spreading; basement membrane assembly; cell migration. The record is from RefSeq and is a predicted model, not a curated record. Gene Ontology annotation, molecular function: protein binding. Gene Ontology annotation, cellular component: laminin trimer.